Molecule: messenger RNA, 565 nt
Organism: Uranotaenia lowii
Lineage: Eukaryota; Metazoa; Arthropoda; Insecta; Diptera; Culicidae
Exons: 4
Coding region: 29-565 (178 amino acids)
Source: RefSeq, a predicted model, not a curated record
GCGCAAAAACAUUGAAUUUUAAUUAAAAAUGGCCGAAGAGAACAGAACCGAGCCUGUUCCUUUGCGAGGCAAAUUGAGAAGAUCAUCCUUUGCGAAAAAUUGCGUGACAUCAUCAGUUCAUUUUCCGGGAUUUUUUUUGCGCGCUUUGAUUUCGGUUUUGAUUCGCCUUAAUUUCUCGAAGUCGACGAAGCCAAUCCGGUGCUAUCGUAUGACAAAUCAUCCUGGUGUUUAUGACCCCACAGUUUCAAGAGCUAUUCAGCCACAGGGGCCGGUCAAUUCGAUCGAAGCUAACCUCUCGCGAACACAAGAGCAUCAGUUACAAAUAAAAUCAACGAUACCAGGAAAAAUGCUUUCGGAUCCGGAUCCGGUCAUAAGGUUAUUUGCAGAAAAAACGGUUUUUCCGAUAUGUCUAUCCCCGCCGGGUGCAACAGCAACAAAUGUUCUGCUCAAUCCUGCUGCUAAGAUCAGUGCUGCUCCCGGUACGGAAGCAGCAGAACAGCAACAAAAAAACAAUUUUUUGGGCAAGGCCAACAAUAGCAGACCAAGUAAAGGUUUGUGGUUGUAG